AUGACCAGCCCUGAGAAUGGGCUUUUGACUUGGGAAUCAGAGGACACGGACAUCUGUUCAUUCCCUUCCGAAAAAUCCUCUACGGUACCCUCGGAGACAAGUGACGACCGAGAUUUCAUCGCUUCAGACACAGAAAGAUUGUCAUAUGCCUCGCAUGAUUCGUCGGAUGCUUUAUAUCUUUUCAAUGGUUCCUCGCGAGCUGAUGGAGAAUUUGGUGUUCAGGACGGGAAAAUUCCAAUCAAAACAAUCACGCGACAAGCAGUCAUCCAGAAUGGCCAAUCGGUCAUUAAAUAUCUUGUUCUGUGGUACUCGUGGGAAGAUGAUGAGAUGUGA
Molecule: messenger RNA, 333 nt
Organism: Penicillium verhagenii
Lineage: Eukaryota; Fungi; Ascomycota; Eurotiomycetes; Eurotiales; Aspergillaceae
Exons: 2
Coding region: 1-333 (110 amino acids)
Source: RefSeq, a predicted model, not a curated record